AUGACUUGGGAAGACGUAGUCGCUGAUAAGUUAAAGCGCCUAGAGGCAACCAUUCCCCAAGAAUGGCGCCUCCAGGCGCCGCCAACGGAGGACUCGGUGAUGGACUAUCCUAAGAAAAGCGGAAUCAUGACUCCUGAGGAGAUUGCGAUUACCGAGUCUUCUGCUACGGAUUUAGUCGCAAAGAUGGCAGCGGGCCAAUUGACCUCGGUCGCCGUGACGACUGCUUUCUGCAAGAGAGCAGCUCUCGCCCAUCAACUGACCAACUGCUCUCUCGAGUUCUUCCCCGAGAUGGCCCUGGCACGUGCCAAGGAGCUCGACGCUCACUUAAAGUCCACCGGGAAGACCGUUGGGCCCCUUCACGGCCUUCCAAUCUCGCUCAAGGAUCAAUUUAGAAUCAAGGGCCUAGAAACCUCCAUGGCAUAUGUCGCCUGGAUUGGAAAAUUUGAGGAGGGAAACUCCGUUCUCGUGGAUCUCCUUCUCAAGGCCGGUGCGGUCUUUUACGUCAAGACCAGUGUUCCACAAAGUUUGAUGGUUUGUGAGACUAUCAAUAAUGUUACUGGCCGCACCGUCAACCCAAGAAACAAGAACUGGUCUUGCGGUGGAUCAUCUGGGGGCGAAGGAGCCAUGGUUGGAUUCCGCGGAGGCAUCAUUGGUGUUGGAACUGAUAUCGGUGGAUCUAUCCGAGUCCCCGCAGCGUUUAACUUCCUAUACGGAAUCAGACCUAGCCAUGGCCGGUUGCCAUACGCAAAAAUGGCAAACAGCAUGGUAGGCCAGGAGACGGUCCACAGCGUCUGUGGGCCCAUGACACAUUCCGUCGCAGACAUGCGCCUUUUCAUGAAGUCCGUUCUGGCCCAAGAGCCAUGGCAAUAUGACUCCAAAGUCGUGCCAAUGCCAUGGAGACAAUCUGAGGAAGAUGCCAUCAAACCGAAGCUAUCGUCAGGAGGCUUGACUGUUGGAUACUUCAACUGCGAUGGAAAUGUCCUCCCUCAUCCACCCAUCCUCCGCGGUGUCGCGACCGUCGCCGAGGCACUCAAGAAAGCCGGCCAUACUGUCUUCGAAUGGGCGCCCUACAAGCACCCCUUCGCCGUAGACCUCACCAACAAAAUCUAUGCCGGAGACGGCGGAACCGACAUUUUCAACACCCUUAAGGCGUCCGGCGAGCCCCCUAUCCCCAACUUUAAGGAGCUGAUCAAUCCCUCACUUCCUAAGGUCGACAUGAACGAGCUAUGGGAUGUGCAACUCCAGAAAUGGAAUUACCAGAUGGAGUAUCUCGAGCAAAUCCGCCUCGUGGAGAAGAAAUUAGGAAGAGAGGUUGAUGCUAUCAUUGCGCCGAUCACACCCACUGCGGCUGUCAGACACAACCAAUUCAAGUACUAUGGUUAUGCCACCGCGAUCAACUUACUUGAUUUCACCAGUGUCGUUGUCCCUGUUACCUGGGCGGAUAAGAAUAUCGAUAAAAAGAACGAGGCAUACAAGCCAAUCACCGAGAUCGAUGGUGUUGUCCAAGCUGAAUAUGACGCUGAGGCAUACCACGGAGCUCCUGUUGCUGUUCAGAUUAUCGGCAGGCGCUUGACUGAGGAGAGAAUUAUGGCUAUUUCGGAAGAAAUUGGCAGAUUGCUUGGAAAUGAAAUCACCCCAUGA
Messenger RNA from Venustampulla echinocandica, 1641 nucleotides. Its product is annotated as Amidase signature (AS) enzyme. Lineage: Eukaryota; Fungi; Ascomycota; Leotiomycetes; Helotiales; Pleuroascaceae. The transcript has 6 exons. The record is from RefSeq and is a predicted model, not a curated record. Bases 1 to 1641 code for a protein of 546 amino acids.